Molecule: messenger RNA, 2499 nt
Organism: Aspergillus clavatus NRRL 1
Lineage: Eukaryota; Fungi; Ascomycota; Eurotiomycetes; Eurotiales; Aspergillaceae
Product: putative serine/threonine protein kinase
Exons: 2
Coding region: 1-2499 (832 amino acids)
Biological process (GO): intracellular signal transduction; peptidyl-serine phosphorylation
Molecular function (GO): ATP binding; protein serine/threonine kinase activity
Source: RefSeq, a predicted model, not a curated record
AUGGACGGGGAUUUAAGUCUUUCCCAGUCCCUGGGAGGCUUGCGGAUUGCGAAUCCAGAUGAUUCUUCGUUACACUCGUCUGAGGAUACAGCGACUCCAACCCCGGGUCCUUCUGUCUCAGCUCCAACCCCCGAAGCAGGUCGCGAGUCGUCAAUUUCUACUAAACCAGGUCAUCCGAUGACGGCACCACACUCGAACGAGCAACAGCGAGACUCCUCCAUCCCUACCCUCCCUGAUCCUUUCUCCAAAUCUCCGGACGAUCGUAGCUCCGUUCUUCUCUCCGAUCCGCCGCAUUAUGUCCCCUAUUCACCCCAAAAUCAACAGCAGCACAUUGCUACUCAGUCUUCAUCCUCCCGCCCUCUUUCCGCUUUCUACGCGAACGGUUCGUCUUCGACUCUGGCUCGCGAAAACUCCUAUCGUAUUCGUACCGAUUCCGCUGCAUCCUCCGCCUCGGAAACUUUAGCACGGGCGGAAUCCCGAGGUGGCUCUGCGGCAUUCCAGGCUGGAGUUCCAGUGCGCGAUAACAGUCACAGUGACCGCGCUUACCGGACCGCGCAACUACCCGGGGGAAAUGGGCCCAUGGUGAUGCGGCAGUCCUCUCGAGCUCACCCUCGUGGUGGCGCACCAUCGCAGGUUCCUGGAACACCUUACGGUCUCGAAAACGGUCCGCCCUUGAGCAGCGAAGAUUGGCAGGAGCGUGGUGCAGCGAUAUCGGUCAGGCAGGAGAUUGAUGCCAAUGGUAAACCGGUUGCACGGUACAUCAAGAAGGGUGUCCGCGAUUUCUCGUUCGGACAUACACUGGGAGAAGGUUCCUACAGCACCGUUGUACUUGCUACAGAUCGCCAGACCUUGAAGGAGUACGCGAUCAAGAUUCUCGACAAACGCCACAUCAUCAAGGAGAAGAAGGUGAAAUAUGUCAACAUCGAGAAGGACACCCUGAAUCGACUCACUGAACACCCGGGUAUUGUUCGCCUUUAUUACACAUUCCAGGACGAACGCUCAUUAUAUUUUGUGCUGGACCUCUGCAAGGGUGGCGAGUUACUAGGGGUUUUGAAGCGGAUGACUUCCUUUGACGAAGAGUGCACGAGAUUCUACGGUGCCCAGAUUCUCGACUCCAUCGAUUACAUGCAUAAAUGCGGCGUCAUUCAUCGUGAUCUGAAACCGGAAAAUGUCCUUCUUGACAGCCAGAUGUACGUCAAAAUCACUGAUUUUGGGACGGCAAAAAUCCUCAAGAAUCAGAAGAAAUCCGAUCACAAUUCGAACAGCAUGCCUAUCUUAGACUCCUCCGAGAUCCCGGAAGACGAGCGGGCAAGCUCAUUUGUUGGUACGGCAGAAUACGUCAGUCCGGAACUCCUCACGGAUAAGAAUGCUUGCAAAGCGAGUGACUUGUGGGCGUUUGGCUGCAUUAUCUAUCAGCUUCUGGCCGGCCGUCCUCCCUUCAAGGCCGCGAACGAGUACCUGACGUUUCAGAAGAUCGUGGCGCUUGAUUACGAAUUCCCCGUUGGGUUUCCUGCAGUAGCCCGCGAUCUGGUUGAGCGUCUCCUUGUUCUUGAUCCAGCUAGGCGCUUGCCCAUUGAACACAUCAAGAAUCACGAGUUCUUCCAGGGUGUGACCUGGGGCACGGACUUAUGGACAAGAAAAGCACCUCGUCUCAAGGCUUAUGUGCCUCCACCUCGUGAGCCCAUCAAGCUGAAUGGGGGAGGUGACAAUGACAGCUUCCCACCCAGUAUCUCUACCGCACCUUCAAAUGCUCCCAAUGCCAGCACCCGGGCAGUACCACGAUUGGUAACCGAGUUACCCCCCCCGACUCAAAUCGAUAUUGAGUGGUCACCUGUCCUAACCAAGAUUAACGAAAGAAUACUGAAGCUUGGAAAUUGGAUGGUUUUGACCUCUCCGGCAGGCCACAGCCCAGUCUCGAAGAAUGGAAGUGGUGAAAUUGAAGCACCCAAGAAGUUCUCGCGGUUUUUCGGUGGAAGUACGACCAAGAAGCGGCAGCGCUUGGUGAUGAUCACCUCCUCAGGACGAAUUAUUAUGGCUGCCGCCGGUGGUGAUGAGAAGAAGGCCAAGAUGGAGCUUUCUCUACUUGCUCCAGGGACGUCAUAUCGUAGUGCGACAGACACCAAAGGGUUCUCAUGUUGGGUUGUAGACACACGAGACAAACAUUUUGUCUUUGAAGAGUGUAAACCAUCCUCAAGCAACAUGGGAUCUACCGCGUUGUCUGUCCAGGAAUGGGUGGAUACAUUGGAUCGAGCGAAAGAGGUGGCCCUUGCUCAACAAAGCAAUGGCUCAUACUCGGAUGAAGCAUUCCGAGAUCUAUCAUCUGGAUUGUCUAGUCAUGCAAACACACUUGACCGAAGCUCCGAGAUCCAAUCCGAGAGUGCCCCCCCACCUGGACGGGCAACAUUGGUCAAACAACAGCCCAAUGACACUGAGUCUGUCAAAGGACGCAAGAGGUUUAGCCGGCGUCAUUCAAAGAACGGCCUGGCUGCGGUUUUCUAA